Rubroshorea leprosula is the source of this 2369-nucleotide messenger RNA. NCBI's taxonomy places the organism in Eukaryota, Viridiplantae, Streptophyta, Magnoliopsida, Malvales, Dipterocarpaceae. The record is from the annotation of a GenBank genome assembly.
AAAGGUUGAAAACUCCCAAAGGAUUGAAGAAUACAUGCCUAUUUCUCUUAUCGGAGUUAUGUACAAGAUAAUUGCGAAGCUGUUAGCGAAUCGCCUUCGAAAAGUUCUGGACAAAGUUAUUGGGGAGCAACAAAUGGCAUUCAUUGAAGGUAGGCAGCUGGUUGAUGGAGUGGUUAUUGCUAAUGAAGUGAUUGAUGAGGCAAAGAGGAAAAAGAAGAGAAGCUUCCUUUUCAAGGUCGAUUUUGAAAAAGCAUACGACAAGGUGAUUUGGGAUUUCCUCGACUAUAUGCUGAUGAGGAUGGGUUUCUGCAGUACAUGGAGAGGGUGGAUACUUGAGUGUCUACAAUCAAGCAUGGUCUCAGUUCUGGUCAAUGGAAGCCCUUCAAGACAAUUUCCAGUUAGCAAGGGACUUCGCCAAGGAGACCCUUUAUCUCCUUUCCUUUUCCUGAUUGUAGUGGAAGGGUUGAAUGGUUUAAUGUCCUCUGCAGUUGAAAAAGAGUUAUACAAGGGUGUGACAGUUGGCAAGGAUGCGGUAAUGGUUACCCACCUUCAAUUUGCAGAUGACACCAUCUUUUUUGGGGAAGCAAUAGAGGAUAACAUCAUGAUGAUUAAAAGUAUAAUGAGGACUUUUGAGCUGCCCUUUGGACUGAAAAUUAAUUUUCAAAAGAGCCAACUUAUGGGUAUCAGUGCUGAAGAUGGCUGGGUAAGCAAAAUGGCCUAUAGAUUAUGCUGUAAGAAAGGGAUAUUACCAUUUAAAUAUCUGGGAAUUCCCAUCGAGGGAAACCAUAAAAGGAUCUCUAUGUGGCAGCCCUUGUUGGACUCUUUUAAAAAGAAGUUGACAAGAUGGAAGGGUCGGCAACUUUCCCUUGGGGUUCGGAUCACGCUCAUUAAUUCUGUGUUGACCAGUUUGCCAGUGUUCUUAAUGUCGGUUUACCUAAUCCCAAAAGGUACUCUCAAAGAUAUUGAUAGAAUUUGGAAGAGUUUCUUAUGGGGAGGGGAAGGAGAAAGGAAAAAAAUUAAUUGGGUCAAUUGGAAGAAGGUAUGCAUGCCGAAAGAUUAUGGUGGGUUGGGAGUGAGAGAUCUAGGGUAUUUUAACUUGUCAUUGAUGGGGAAAUGGUGGGGAAGGUUAGCAAUAAAAGAGGAAGGAUUAUGGAGGAGAGUAAUAGCAAGUAAGUAUAGUGAGGGAGGGGGGCAUUGGAAGGAUUGGGUAAGGAAUGGGGCAGGAGUUAGCUCUUUAUGGUGGAGAGAUGUUAGAGGGAUUAACAAAGUAGAAGGGGAAAAUUCAGGGUGGUUAACAGAGGGUUUUAGAUUAAAGAUAGGAGAAGGGAAGGACGUGAGCUUUGGAAAGGAGAAGGAAUGCUACCAAAUGGGAUCUAUGUGCAAUGGAACUUGGAAAUGGAAUCUUACAUGGAGAAGGAAGCUGCUCGAAAGGGAAGAAGAAGCUGCAACAGAACUCAGCAAGCUAAUUGAAGGAGUGAAGAUAUCUCCUGGCCAGCUUGAUGAAUGGGAGUGGAAACAUAGCAAGGACUCCCAUUAUUCAACCACAUCAGCGUACUCACUCUUGACAAAGGUGCCGAGGUGUUCGAAUCAAGAAAGAGUCUUCAGGAGAGUAUGGAACCCCAUCCUGCCAAACAAGAUCUCUGCUUUCAACUGGCAACUGUUGCUCAAUAGGCUCCCAACCAAAUCCAACUUGCUGAAAAGAGGACUUGGCUCAAUUAUGGGAGAUGGCAAAUGCAACCUGUGUCAAGAAGAGGAAGAAGACGCAACCCACCUAGCAAGAAAAACAGAGCAACCAAACAAAGCAAGAAGCCAAAGAAACAGAGCAAGAAAAACAGAGCGAAACCUAAAACCUACGUUCUUCGAGGAACCCAAGAACCCAGAACUGGGUUCCUCACGAAACCCAGAACUGGGUUCCUCACGAAACCCAGAUCUGGGUUCCUCACGAAACCCAGAUCUGGGUUCCUCACGAAACCCAGAUCUGGGUUCCUCACGAAACCCAGAUCUAGGUUCCGCCACCCAACACUGGGUUGGGUUCCUCGCGGAACUCGUCUGGGUUUCGCGAAGAACCAAGAUGAACAAGCAAAGACCAGAUCUGGGCGACGGUCGCCAGAUCUGGGAAUUCCAGUGUGUAGCCCGGGAACAGGCCGGCUCCAUCGGGCUUGAGCAGCCGGAGAACCCGGCGGCUCAAGCAGCAAAACUCGGAAGCCCAAGGCUUUCGAGCACAAAAAAAGGGGAUGCCGGAGAAAACGAUCAGAAGCCGAAGAACCCAGAUCUGGAGAGGAAGAAGAAGAGGGGAAGAGAGGAGAUAGAGAAAGAAUAAGAAAAGUUAAAAAAAGUCAUGUGGGCCCCAUUAAAAGGGAAAGUUAAAA